ACCAGAGGCUACAUUGAGACAAUCUGAGGAGGCAGAGCAACAGGUUAUGCAAGAAGUUGUCAAACACCGCCCAUCAGGUGUGUUCUUGCUCGGAGAGGUGACUCAAGAUUUACACGGUGGGGAGUGGAAAGGAGCGGAAUUCACGCAUAUUUGUUGGUUUGUUUUUGCCAACCGUGGGAACAUACAUGCCUCCCCCCUUUAUAUUUUCACGAAGGGACUGUCCGUGUUGAGACGGCAUCGAUGUUUGUCAGUCUCAUGUGUUCGACAUGGCAAAUGUUUCUCCUCGGGGGGUUCGUCCUGUCAGGAGUGGCGCUCGUUUCAGGAAUUGAAAUCUAUGCACCGUCUGAGGUGGAGGCGGUGAACGGCACCACGGUCAAACUCAAGUGCACCUUCCGCUCCAGUCACCCUGUGUCGACUCAGUCUGUUAUCGUGUCCUGGAACUUCCGUCCCCUGAAUUCUAAAAGAGAAGAGUCGGUGUUCUACUACCAAGAGGUUCCGUACCCUCCUCAGAGUGGACGUUUUAAAGACCGUGCAGUGUGGUCAGGAGAUGUUACAAGAAGUGACGCCUCGAUCACCCUGCAUGAGGUGCCCCCAACGUUUAAUGGCACGUUCAUCUGCAACGUGCGAAACCGCCCAGAUGUGCACGGCGAUAACAGAGAAACCACCCUCACUGUCGUCACCAAAGCUUCCCUCUCGGAGAUCAGCAUCCUGGUCAUCGCAGUUGUCAGCGGCUGCGUGAUUGUACUGAUUCUCCUCUGUUCCUAUCUGGCUGUGAAGUUCUACAAGAGGAGGCGCAGGGAUAAGGACUUGGAAAUGAACGUACAGGAGCCCAUGUGCAAGGACCCGGAGCCAAAGCGCAAGGACCCGGAGCCUAAGCGCAAGGAGCCGGAGCCUAAGCGCAAGGACCCAACCGUGUGUAAACCCGAGGAAGCGGUUCAUCUGACUCUAGCGAAGGAGACAUUGGAGUUUGAUAGCUCUGAUGAUGAAGAGUCUGAGCCUAGCAGCGGAGACGAUGAGGAGGAGGACGGCAGUGAAGAAGAAGACGACGACGAUGAUGAUGACGACGAUGACGAUGAUGAUGAUGAUGAUGAUUAAACCGGGCACAGUUGGGUGAAUUUGUCAUGACUUUACCCCAAGCAUUCCUGUUAGAUUCUUGCCAAGCGCAAGUACGAGCGGUAUGAAUUUGAUCAGUUUAUUAUCUGGAUUACAUCAAUUUCUUUGAACCAGAAGCCCAUUUUUGGUGAACAACAAAAUUUGCAGGUACAAGAAUGAAGCCGUGACCAAGCAAGGGACAGAAAUGGCUUUAUAUGGCCUUGCAUAUGAGAUGGAUGUUGUUAGGAUUGUUCGAUCUUGGUGUAGCAUCUGUGAUCCACAGAGGGCUAGUCGCAAUUUGUGUAGUGGUGUCGUUGGGUUGAUGGUUGUACCGUCUCGCUUUUUCGUUCAAGGAUUGCCGCUCUGCUCAAGCUACGUUUGGCUGAAUUUUCCCACCGUUGCUACUGAUGGGCAAGUGAUGUGGCAUCAUUUUGCUUUUGUUGGAACAAGCAGAGUUAAUGCGUUUGCGAUCACUACAAUUAUCUGCUGAUGAAACGCCCCCACUAACAUACUACCAAGCACUAUUUUUCACUUUCAUAGUGCUGGUGAAAACGAACAACUGUUGUUUACUUCUGUAUAAUGGUAACAUUGCACUUAUGAUUUUGUAUUUUGAUUUUGUACACUAUUUUUUUUGUCUAGAAUGUUAUUUGUAACUAUAAUAAACUAUUUGAAAGUA
This is a messenger RNA of Hippocampus zosterae (dwarf seahorse), 1768 nucleotides long. RefSeq names its product myelin protein zero-like 2b (gene mpzl2b). The transcript has 5 exons. The record is from RefSeq and is a predicted model, not a curated record. Gene Ontology annotation, biological process: cell-cell adhesion. Bases 241 to 1095 code for a protein of 284 amino acids. Lineage: Eukaryota; Metazoa; Chordata; Actinopteri; Syngnathiformes; Syngnathidae. Gene Ontology annotation, cellular component: membrane.